Phalacrocorax carbo (great cormorant) is the source of this 2862-nucleotide messenger RNA. The record is from RefSeq and is a predicted model, not a curated record. Lineage: Eukaryota; Metazoa; Chordata; Aves; Suliformes; Phalacrocoracidae.
CCUGGCCCCGCCCCCCCGACGCCGGCGUACGGCGGCGGCGACGCCCCGGCGGGCCGCAGAGGCGGAAGCGGUGAUGGCGGGCGUGGGGCAGCAGUGGGUGCUGGUGGAGAUGGUGCAGGCCUUCUACGAGGCUCCUGCUUACCAUCUCAUUUUGGAAGGAAUUCUAAUUCUAUGGAUAAUCAGACUUCUUUUCUCCAAGACGUAUAAGCUUCAAGAGCGAUCUGAUCUAACACCUAAGGAAAAAGAAGAGUUGAUUGAAGAAUGGCAGCCAGAGCCUCUUGCACCUCCCGUACCAAAAGAUCACCCAGCUCUCAACUACAACAUUGUUACAGGUCCUCCCACCCAUAUAAUCACUGUUAAUGGCAAGGAAUGUGUAAACUUCGCAUCAUUUAACUUUCUUGGACUUUUGGAUAAUGAAAAGGUUAAGAGUGCGGCCCAGGCAUCUCUGAAGAAAUAUGGUGUUGGCACUUGUGGACCUAGAGGAUUCUAUGGUACUUUUGAUGUGCACUUAGAAUUAGAAGAACGACUGGCAAAAUUCAUGAGGACAGAGGAAGCUAUUAUAUACUCAUAUGGAUUUGCAACAAUUGCCAGUGCUAUUCCUGCAUACUCAAAAAGAGGGGACAUUGUGUUUGUAGAUGAAGCUGCUUGCUUUGCUAUUCAGAAGGGAUUACAAGCAUCUCGUAGUAACAUCAAGCUAUUUAAGCAUAAUGAUAUGGCUGACCUCGAACAACUGUUGAAAGAACAAGAGACUGAAGAUCAAAAGAAUCCCCGCAAGGCCCGUGUAACUCGGAGGUUUAUUGUAGUAGAAGGAUUGUAUAUGAACACAGGAGACAUUUGUCCUCUUCCAGAAUUGAUAAAACUGAAGUAUAAAUACAAAGUUAGAAUAUUUUUGGAGGAGAGCCUUUCCUUUGGAGUCCUUGGAGAACAUGGAAGAGGAAUUACUGAACACUUUGGAAUAAAUAUUGAUGAUAUAGACCUUAUUAGUGCAAACAUGGAAAAUUCCCUGGCUUCUAUUGGAGGAUUUUGCUGUGGAAGAUCUUUUAUUAUUGACCAUCAGCGAUUGUCUGGUCAAGGUUACUGCUUUUCUGCAUCCCUGCCUCCUUUGUUAGCUGCUGCUGCUAUUGAGGCUCUGAAUAUUAUGGAAGAUAAUCCAGACAUUUUUCAGACUCUCCGGGCUAAAUGUGAACACAUUCACAAAGCUUUGCAAGGCGUUUCUGGUUUAAAGGUAGUGGGAGAAUGUUUUUCUCCAGCUUUGCACCUGCAGUUGGAAGAGAGCUCUGGAUCUCGAGAAGAUGAUGUGAAGUUACUCAAAAGAGUUGUGGAUUAUUGCAUGAAUAGUGGUAUUGCAUUAACUCAGGCCCGCUAUCUGGAGAAAGAAGAAAAAUGUCUUCCUCCACCAAGUAUUCGAGUAGUGAUAACAGUGGAACAAACAGAACAAGAACUGGACAAAGCCGCAUCACUUCUUAAGGAAGCUGCGCAGUCUGUAUUGAAUUAGGCUGAUCUUUUGGAUUCCUCUUUCCCCAAAUUAUCAGGAUAAGUGUUUUACACUAUAUAGUGACUUCACUUCAGAUAUUCAAGUUCUUUCACUGGUGGCAUUGAAACCUGACUGAGUAACAAGGUUGGUUCAGAAUGGUACAAAUGCAGCAGGGGAGGAAUGCUGAAUUCUGGAACUAGUCAAUAACACUGUACUUGCAAUUCAAACUCCACCAUUUACUAGCAUUCCUUAAAGUGGGAUAUCACUGUUACAUCAGGACUCUUUCAUAAGUUGCAUCUUAAAAAGUUUUAAAUUUAUUUCUUCAAACCCUUAAAUGUUCUAAAAAAUGCAUUAUCAACAUUCAGUUUUCCCCCAAAACAUCUGAAAUGUGUUGUUUCCUCUGCAUAUUCUGAGAAUGUAGGAACUUCAAAUAAAUUUCAAGGAUUUAUUCCCCUCACCCCUCAAAUGAAAAUAGGCUGUUCCUAAUACUGCCAAAAAGGAUAAAAUAGGACAUUAAGAGAUAGUUUUGUGCUAUGCUACAUCAUUUAUUAUUGAAUUACAGGAGGAACUCCAGUUCUUUUUUUGUUUAUAUGUUUAACUAUUUUUGGAAGCCAGUUUUUAAGAAUACCUGGCCAGAGAAUUCCAUUAUCUAAAUGGUAAAUUCAUAUUAAAUACUAUUUACUUCCUGCAUUUCAUAUGCAAUUAUAUGCAUGCUUGAUAUUAUGGGUGAGGUUUUUUGUAUUGCUAACUUUAAAAUAUAUAAACUGAAACCUCUGAAUUGUGAAACUGAUGUCAUUUGAUUAUAGAAUAUUCAGUCAGGGGGGGCUUUGCACCAGUCUUGAAGAGGAGUCAUAAGCAACAUGAAAAAUGAACCAAGGUUUUGAAACAGCAACUAAAUAUUAGCUUAGUCAGACUACUUUGAAGCACUAAAAUGGUGUGUGCUAAGUUUUAUCUCUAAACAAGUAUACCUUAGAGGGAAAGACUCACAGAUAGCUAAAUAACAGUUUAGAUGGUACAAAUACUACUGAAACACAACUCAAUAUGUGCACAUAAAAUCCCCAUGUAACUGGACAGUAAUAUUUGGAGGUUACAUUAUCAGGAUUUUCAAUAAACGCAGAUGAAUAUUACACAGAUGGACAUAUUCCACCCACCAGAGGAAACUGGUAGGGAAGGAUGACAGUAAGCUGUACCUUUUUAUUAAAAAAAAAAAUAAAUAUAGCUACAUAUUUCAGGAUGUUGCUUUAAGAACGCCCAUUUAAAAAUGUUAUAUUCUGCCCGAUCUGUACUCUGGGUUGUUUUGUACUUAUGUGCCUUUUUUUGGUUGCUGCUAUAAGGAUUACAGGACUAUUUUUGAGAAACAUCGUUGUUUAAAUAAAAAGUUAAUCAUG